AUGAGUGGUGGUCACUCCGAUUGGGCGUGUUGCGGCGUUUUUGGGCACGAAGAUUCUGCGUUUUUUUGUUGUGAGGGCUGCUCUGCGUUGCCCGGCGAGCUUGCUGAUGUAUUUUUUAGCUUAUUUUGCUCAACAAAUCCAUCAGUUCGUUUGCUUAUCGAAUUUCUAUGUUGUUUUGAGUGGCCCAAUCGGAGAAAAAGCGAUUUUCAGGAUGGACGGCUUCAGUGGUCGGUCCGCCCCGAUCGUCCGAACACAGCUGCCCGUAACGCGGGUGAAGAGGAUUUGCAAGGUUGA
Gongylonema pulchrum is the source of this 294-nucleotide messenger RNA. Lineage: Eukaryota; Metazoa; Nematoda; Chromadorea; Rhabditida; Gongylonematidae. The record is from the annotation of a GenBank genome assembly.